Molecule: messenger RNA, 1071 nt
Organism: Microthlaspi erraticum
Lineage: Eukaryota; Viridiplantae; Streptophyta; Magnoliopsida; Brassicales; Brassicaceae
Source: the annotation of a GenBank genome assembly
AUGGAAGCACUUCAUUCAGAUAUACAAAUGAAGAUUCUUCUUCAUUUGCCUCCGAAACCUCUAGGGAGAUGUGUCUGCGUCUCAAAGAAGUGGGCAUCGAUGAUCCGAGAGAAACAAUUCAGAGAUCUCUACUUGCUCCGAUCGAUGACAAGACCUCGCAUGAUGUUCACGAUCAAGAUAAGUGAAACAGAUGCGUACGUUCACUCUGUUCACCAAGCAGAGGAACCAUUCUUAUCCUCCGAUAAACGACGUAUGCAUGUUCCUCUAGAGUAUACUAGCAUGUCCCAAUCCAUCCGAGGUUUGAUCUGUCUUCGAAACGGAUUUAAGUUUGCGUUAUGGAAUCCGUCUAUAAACAAGCAUCUGACGUUACCGGAGAUCCAGCACCCACGUGAGCUUGCGACGAUAACAAGUUUUCUCGGAUACGAUGAAGCUACGGAUGUACACAAGGUGUUAUAUAUGGCAAUCUAUGUCUAUGAUAGACCAUCAAGAGCUAAGGAGUUUCAAGUUUUGACGGUGGGAGGAUCUUGGAGACGGGUCAGAUGUAAGCAUCGCCAUUAUCCACUUACUGAUGGACUAUGCAAAGGAGGAGUUUUGUACUAUGGAGCUACGUCCGGUCGAGGGAAGAAAUCUCUUGUGAUGAGCUUCAAUGUAAGCUCUGAGAAGUUUAGUGUGAUUGAUUUACCUGAGGAAGUCAAGCUUGGUAAUAUUUGUUAUGUUUGGAAAUUGGUGAACUAUAACGGGGAAGUGGCUCUAGUGCAUGACAAUUACGUAAAUGGAGUAGUGAGAAUGUGGGUUAGGAAUGGAGUCUCAGGAGAAUGGAGGAGAGACUUUGUUGAGAUUCCUCGGUGGAGAGAGAUUGUUGGGGAUGUAUACUUUUCUUUCAGAGGUACGGUUGGUUCAGGAGAGCUCGUUUUCACGGCGCACGUUCACCGUGACAGCUCAGACUUCAUCUUGUAUUACAACAGAGUCACACAGAAUCUAAGGAGGUUUAUAGCUGUGGGACAAGAUGUAGGUCAUCUUCCUCAUGUUGAAACAUUCUUGGAUCAUGUCGACAGUGUUUUUCUUAUAUAA